AUGGAUCCAUUUACUACUCUACAAAUGGCGUUUGAACAGCGUAAUCGUACCCUGAGUAAUUCCAGUAACGAUGAUAUUGAUAGUAUAGAUCGAAGAAAAGUUGCUCGUUAUCGCGAAAAAGUUAAUGUAGAAUAUGAUAAUCCUUGUUUGACGAGGACUGAUGAUUCACCUCUACUAAUGAUGGAAGAAAAUUCAUGUUUUGAAACCGGCCAAGAGGAUGAGACCGAAGGAGAAGGGCGAGUGGAGGAGGAUGGAUGGGUUAUUGGUGGGGGAAAUGCUGUCGACGCUGAUAUUGGUCUUAAUGCAACUGAUGACGAAGAACACGAUGAACCUGAAGUUUUUCUAUAUCCAUCAGCCCCAAUUACGGUAUCCGAUGCUUAUAAAGAAAUAAAACGAUUUGUAUUGUUGACAAAUUUAUCUCAAACUCAUCGACGAUUGCUCGUAAAAUUGUUAAACAAAUUUUUACCAACAGAAAAUAAACUUCACAAUAAACGUUUAAAUAAAUACCUUAAUCGAUCAGGUGCAUUUAAAUAUGAAACUGGUCAACUUCGUACACCUGACACUGUUACAGAAAUCUGCAAUGCCGGUGUAUCUGAUACAGUAGUUCAUGUUGUGAAACGAAAUAUGCCACUUAUUUUAAAUUGGCCUCAUCAAGUAAAAACUUAUCUCCCAUGUGAUAUCACUAAUUCAAAAAUAUAUAAGAGAGAUUUCAAGCCUAACGAAAAUCAUUUAACAAUAAUGUUACAUCAAGAUACUAUUCCUGUCUUAUCUACGAAACACACAUCAUUUUAUGUAAUAUCUGGUACACUGUUGGAGAUACUGCCAUCAUUGCGUGACUACGCCAAAAAUAAAUUAUUAUUAUGUAUUGCACACUCAUGUAAAGAUCCAGAUCUCAAUAUGUUACUUGAAGAUUUGGUAAAAACAUUAGUAAGUUUAAAAACGAAUGGUUUAAUGGUUCAAUAUGAAGCAAUAUAUGGACAAGAUAAUCAGUUAUUUUCAUUGCAUGCCGUAAAAUAUUUACCAAACCAAGUUGAUAACCAUUCAGCAUUGUUCGCUAGUGGCUGUUUUGCUGAUGAAUCGUCCCUUGGAUACCUCAAAAAACUUCGAACUAGCACGCGUCAUAUUGCAUAUAAUAUUUUUUCACAAUACUUAAUGACGCAUUCCAUAGAUGAAGAAAAUAAUGAAGCGUUAUCAGUUGAAGAUAUUUUUGUAAAACAAAAAUUAGAUCAGUCGACACUGAUAAAUCGAGAAACACUUGCUAAAUUUACUCCUCAUUUAAAAAUGUCGUUUGAACAAAGAACUAAUAAAACAUUUUCAAAUUUACCGGGUUUUGCACGUUAUCGCCGUGGUCUAAUGCAGUUCCAUUCAUUAAUCUAUCAACGUCUAAAAACACGAAUAAGUUUUGUUGUAUCUAUCAAGAACGAUAAUUGUAUGUAUACAAAAAAAUGUUAUGCAAGUGUUAUUUUAUAUUUUGAAUACAAUAAUUGUGAUGUAUGCGUUUGUAAAAAUGUUCCGUUGUGGGGAUGA
Molecule: messenger RNA, 1527 nt
Organism: Didymodactylos carnosus
Lineage: Eukaryota; Metazoa; Rotifera; Eurotatoria; Philodinida; Philodinidae
Source: the annotation of a GenBank genome assembly